AUUGAUAUGAUAAGACCGUACUACACCGCCCACCGCGAUGAGCGCCCACCCAUUUCAAGUUCAUAUCUAUCUCUGUAUAUUCCCCGCUGUUUCUCUCUUGGCUAACUUCCCGCGACCACCUACUUUACCCAUCAUCCGUGCAUAUCCCUAGCGCACCUUCCGAGCUCAUCGCCGUCGCGAAGUGUGUACCCAGAGAACUUGCAUAGUGCAGGUGUAUAUGCCAACCUAUCUCUAGAAUAGACACGUACUUUAUUGACGUGCACUCGUGUCAAGUGCUGAUGCGCUAUAUUACCCAGGUGUGAUAUUGGCUCAUAGCCUGAGGACCACAGGAUGGACGGUGUGUGUGUUUUGUGCACACUUUCCAUCACGGCCAUCGCCUGGAAAGACGUAGCACCUGUCUCACCUCACGAGGAUAUUGUGUGCUUCUUUGAUUCAUAUGGUCGUGGUUACUUGGAUGCUCCUCAAGUAACUUAUGAUACCACCCUUUACAUCACCCAAAUCACGCUCUUUGUGCAACCCGUUAAACGGGAGUUGUCGAAUUACGGUCUACUACGGCAAAUUUAUCUUCAGUCAAUAAAUGCCCGUUUCACUCAGUCGCCGACCCUCUUUACAUCUAAGAGGUCAACCUCUCGCACCCUGAUGUUCAUGUUCCAUCUCCACGCAGUAUCACGCUCAUCUACUGCGAGACAGAUAUCAACGUUUCAACAAACUUCUAAGACAUCUUUUGAAUUCUUCCGAUCCCUGGACCUCUGGAGAGUUUCGAUAGACGAGGCCUAUGUCGAGUCACGAAAUGUUUCACCCUGCCAAAUUCCCGCCACCUAUGAAGUGAUGGCUUUUGAAAAUACUUUGCGCCAAAUCGUUUGUGGCGUCAGUACCGCACGCUUCUCUGUUCCUCAUCCCAUCAUCCCGUCAGUAUCAUGGCUCACGCUAUGUUAUGAAGGACCACUAACAACUUGGCUAUCGGGUAACACCUGGCUUCUUGUCCAUGGCACUGUAGUGCUCUUUGUUGCACUAAACUCGUGGCGUAGCUCUGUUGAUGUGUUCGCUGCAGACACCAAGGUAUUGAAGGUUUCGCUGUUUCCGAUUGACGCGGCACAGAGACAAGUGAUCAGCAUGUCGGCUGACCUUGGAACUAGAUCAAGCCGAUGUGCUCACCGUGGCUACAAUCAGGCGAUCCCCGACACUACACAUUAA
Suillus fuscotomentosus is the source of this 1194-nucleotide messenger RNA. RefSeq lists its product as uncharacterized. The transcript is spliced from 10 exons. The record is from RefSeq and is a predicted model, not a curated record. The coding region runs from base 331 to 1194 and encodes 287 amino acids. NCBI's taxonomy places the organism in Eukaryota, Fungi, Basidiomycota, Agaricomycetes, Boletales, Suillaceae.